UAUUCGGAAUGGGGAAGAGCUGCUGUAAUGUGUUGUUUUGAUAUCCUCAGUAGUUUUUAAAUUAGCAAGACCUGAGGUUUUAAAAUGGGGCUUUUCGGGAAAACACAAGACAGACCACCAAAAGACCUGAUUAAUGAAUGGUCGCUAAAAAUAAGGAAGGAAAUGAGGGUGAUUGACAGACAAAUCCGAGAUAUUCAGAGGGAGGAGGAGAAGGUGAAGAGAUCAAUCAAAGAUGCCGCUAAGAAGGGACAAAAGGAUGUGUGUAUCAUUCUGGCCAAAGAGAUGAUUCAGUCAAAGAAGGCAGUUAGCAAACUGUAUGCCUCCAAAGCGCAAAUGAACUCUGUGCUUCUUAGUAUGAAGAAUCAGUUGUCUGUGUUAAGGAUGGCUGGCGCACUGCAGAAGAGCACAGAGGUCAUGAAGGCCAUGCAGAGCCUGGUAAAAAUCCCAGAGAUCCAGGCUACCAUGAGGGAUCUCUCGAAGGAGAUGAUGAAGGCGGGUAUUAUAGAAGAGAUGAUGGAGGACACACUUGAGGGCUUGGAUGAUGAGGAAGAAAUGGAGGAAGCAGCAGAGGCUGAGGUUGAUAGGAUCCUCUAUGAGAUCACAGCUGGCGCUCUUGGAAAAGCUCCCAAAAUCACAGGCACUCUCCCUGAGCCGGAGCCGGAGCCAGUCGGGGCUACAGCGGCCUCAGAAGACGAAGAAGAGGACAUUGAGGAAAUGCAGUCCAGGCUAGCAGCACUAAGAAGCUAAACUGUUGUAGCUACUCCUUUUAAGCCCUCGGUGUCCUAGACAGAAACCUCCUUUUAAUUAUGAUGAAUUCAUUCUUCUGAUCUCUUGUUUUUUCUUUAUAUCCAUAUAAAGACUGAAUUGGUAUAAGGAGGAUGUAUAAUAGUUUUCCACAGAAAUCAAGAGCAAGAAAAAUUGCAAAUAGAGCAAAAUCCCUUUGUCUACUUAAUUAAACAGCAAGGUUUAAACGAACAGCAUUUAGAGCAGCUUGUUAUGGAGGCUAGGUGAUUUCAUUCUGUUCAUUUUUUCUAAGUUGUUUAAACAAACUGGUAGUAAUUUCUGUUUUAAACAGUGAUGCUGUGUAUGCAUUUAGCUGUAAUACGUGAAGAGGGAUCUGUUUUCUUGUUGCUCUCUAUUCCUUCUGUAUUUAUCUUCACUGUGGUUUCUAGCCUUAUUUGGUGUCUCAGCGAAUCCUUAUUUUCUGUGUAACCAUGCAGUGGAAUUGUGGUUUUACUGAUUUUGGAGAAACUCCUAACAGCUUUUGUAUGCAAGUUCUGGAUAAAUAUAUAGAUAUUAAGUGUGUUUAUCUUAAUUUUAUAUUAAGUAAAUCCCUCCUAGUUAUGUAAAUAGUUCUCUGAUCUAACUGCUGAUGGGUUGAUGUAAACCAUGCGUUGCUGUGACUUGUUAUGGUAACUGUGCAACUUUCGCACAUUGCCGCUGCACCACAGCCAACAUUGUGAAAGUGGAAAAUAAGUGCUAAUGGCUUACAAAUACAGAUCUACUUUUCCAGAUUUGCACUUAUAUUAUUGUUAUUAGGAGCACUCCAGACGUCUGAAACAUUUUCAAAAUGUUCUAAACUUGUUUGGUUUCACAGGAAAACUGCUAUGCAGCCCAAAGACUUAAGUUUAUUAUAAAAAAUAAAAACACUAUCAGUAACUUUCAUUUUCCUUUUUUUAUGUUCUUUUAUAUUAUUCCAUCCAAGGUACAGCAUGUAAUCAAGGUUAUAAUAGAAAAGAAAAAAAAAACUUCAUAUACUGUAAGACAUAAUACCGAAUUAACUUUUUGAGAUUUUGAUUUGGUCAGGCCCUGGUUCUGAGGCACUGUAUACAUACUGUAAAUCAUCUCUGACACAUUACUGUAUGUGUUAUUAAUCACAAGCCACGGUUAUUUCAAUACACUACCACUAAAACAGUUUUGUGAUGUGACCUUAUGUAGCAGAGAUUGUUAGUUCUUCCUUUAAAAUGUGUGCUUUUUCCACACAUACUAUGUUAUACUAGGUGAUCAUGUAAGGCUCUCCUAUAAAUCUCUAUAUAAAAUGGUCAUUUUCAGGUUAUAGCAUGAGACUGCUCUCUCGUACAGCUGUAUAUUUUUGUUUAUGUUUACUGCCGUUAAGCAUUUUAUUUCUCCCUUGACUAAAAUGAUGUUAUGUCACAAAUUUCUUGAAAAUGCGUGUGUAUAUACGUAUAUAUGUAGAACAAAGAUUAUUACAGCUACAGUAGCUGCAAAUAUUUUUACAAAUUCACCAAUUAAUUAUGUUUCAUAAUGAGUUUCUGAAAUCAUUUCAAAAUCCUUAUUGAAAGCAAAUAGCUUCAUUUUCAAUCUUGCUUACAAAAAAAUGUACUUACAGAAUGCACAUACAGAAAUGUGUUUUGUAAACACAGGAAUGAUUAAGAAUAAACUUUUAUGAACAAAUUGGA
This is a messenger RNA of Clarias gariepinus (North African catfish), 2420 nucleotides long. It is a transcript of the gene chmp3, whose product is annotated as charged multivesicular body protein 3. The transcript is spliced from 6 exons. Gene Ontology annotation, cellular component: ESCRT III complex; multivesicular body. The record is from RefSeq and is a predicted model, not a curated record. Bases 85 to 747 code for a protein of 220 amino acids. Lineage: Eukaryota; Metazoa; Chordata; Actinopteri; Siluriformes; Clariidae. Gene Ontology annotation, biological process: late endosome to vacuole transport; endosome transport via multivesicular body sorting pathway; protein transport.